AUUGCUCAUUUUCGAUCUCAAAUCCUUUGUCCCACUUGCUACAAUGGCGUUCGUUUCCAGCUUUCGCCGUCUCGUUGCUGGAUCCAACAGCCUCUUGUCUUCUCCAUCCUUCUGUGUUCGCCGCUGCUCAACUCUUACGUCUCCCAGGCUCUUCGUUAGCGGUCUCUCCAGACUCACAACAAAUGAAAAGCUUCAGGAUGCAUUUGCUUCUUUUGGACAGCUCGUGGAUGCGAGAGUGAUCACAGACAGAGAGACUGGGAGAUCAAAGGGCUUCGGUUUUGUAACAUAUGCAACAAUAGAAGAUGCAGAGAAGGCCAAAGCAGAGAUGAAUGCAAAGUUCUUGGAUGGUUGGGUGAUUUUUGUGGAUCCUGCAAGACCUAGAGAACCAAGACGGCCUCUGCAAAGGGAGCCGCCUCGGUCUUCCUCUGGAUCUGGUUUCACAACCAACAAAACCAUCGGCUGGUGUGAAUGAACAAAAUCCAACCACUUAUGUAUGAAAUGAAAAUAAAUUCUUGAAUCCAUUUAUCAAUUUUGAGGCAAAAGGCAAAUCCUUUAGACCUUAACUUAUGUUUUCGAGA
Messenger RNA from Arabidopsis lyrata subsp. lyrata, 578 nucleotides. Its product is annotated as glycine-rich RNA-binding protein 2. Gene Ontology annotation, molecular function: RNA binding. The transcript is spliced from 3 exons. NCBI's taxonomy places the organism in Eukaryota, Viridiplantae, Streptophyta, Magnoliopsida, Brassicales, Brassicaceae. The record is from RefSeq and is a predicted model, not a curated record. The coding region runs from base 44 to 472 and encodes 142 amino acids.